Dacryopinax primogenitus is the source of this 866-nucleotide messenger RNA. RefSeq lists its product as uncharacterized. The record is from RefSeq and is a predicted model, not a curated record. The transcript has 2 exons. The coding region runs from base 93 to 680 and encodes 195 amino acids. Lineage: Eukaryota; Fungi; Basidiomycota; Dacrymycetes; Dacrymycetales; Dacrymycetaceae.
CAUACCGCACAGUCCACGUCAACCCCGCCAAGACCCAUUGAACCCCACUCACUUGCAAUUUCCUCGACUACCGACGUCAGUAAAUCUCUGCAAUGCCUCGGAUGCCCCUUCGCCCCCAGUCCAUCCUCAUUCCACGGGUUCCUACAAAAUCGUUCCCUCGUCUGGGCCGUCACUCCAGCUCCAACUCCAGUUCCUCCUCAUCCUCGUCCUCGACCUCGUCUUCGACCUCCUCGUCCCACCCACCACCAAACGACCAUGAGAUCCCCUUCCGCGAACUCACAGGCAGCGAACGACACCGGUUUUUCUGGAUCUCGAUCCUCCCUACCUGGGGGCCAAUUGUCGUCAUAGGCAGCGCCGUGUUCCUCACGAUGCAAAUGACGCGCGCGCACCUCGCACACGAGCGAUUCAAAGGUGAGAUCCUUACCGAGAUCCGGGCACUCGAAGCCGAACUACGAACGUUCCACGAGACCUCUGCAGCCCGGGUGUUGGCAGAGCUCGAAGCUCAGGAAGAGGAGGCAAGGGUCGUUUUUGCCGGAGUGGCAAAGUACGGCAAGCACUGGUCGGGGCUGACCGACUCCUCCCCAGAGGCGGGCGCUGCUCAGCCGAAGGAGGGUGAGGACCAGUCAAAGAUCAAUACCGCGAGGUUCAGGGCUUGGUGGAGUAGGUUCCAAGGGCGGUAGGUCACGCUCUGCCUACACGCUCGGGAAGCAGGAAUGCGGAGAGUGCGGCGCCGGGUGUUCGACCCGUUCCGUUAUCCUUAGGGUCUCUUCGGGCUUCAUGUUGCGAGACAUCGGCCGUCGUACGACAAUAGUUCAUGCGAAGUGCGCCGAUAUCCGGCUAGGACGGAGUGAUGAGGCACAUGUACA